Molecule: messenger RNA, 726 nt
Organism: Camarhynchus parvulus
Lineage: Eukaryota; Metazoa; Chordata; Aves; Passeriformes; Thraupidae
Product: WAS/WASL-interacting protein family member 1-like
Exons: 1
Coding region: 1-726 (241 amino acids)
Cellular component (GO): intermediate filament
Molecular function (GO): structural constituent of cytoskeleton
Source: RefSeq, a predicted model, not a curated record
AUGUCCUGCUCCAGCCUGUGCGUGCCCAGCUGCGGCGUGGCCACCCCGGCCCCUGUGGCUGACACCUGCAACGAGCCCUGCGUGCGGCAGUGCCCCGACUCCACGGUGGUCAUCCAGCCGCCGGCCUCGGUGGUCACCUUCCCCGGGCCCAUCCUCAGCUCCUUCCCGCAGCAGAGCACCGUGGGCUCGGCCGGAGCUCCCUACGUGGGAGCCGGUGCCGGGGGCGCCUUUGGGAGCCGCGGGGGCUACGGGGGCUACGGGGGCUACGGGGCCCUUGGGGGUUAUGGGGGUUAUGGAGGUUUUGGGGGCUAUGGAGGUUUUGGGGGCUAUGGAGGUUUUGGGGGCUAUGGCAGCUGUGGCCGCGGUUCCCGCUCCUUCGCGCCUCGCGGGGCCCUGCUAAAGGCCAAAGCCCGGCGGAGCUCAGCGCUGCCGCUGCCCGCGGGCUCCUGCAGCAGCCCCGGCUGCAUUGUGCCGCCUGAGCCGGGCUGGAGCUGCAGCCCCUGCUCAGCGCCGAGAGCUGCAGGGUCCCUGUCGCUGCCGUGUGACCCUGCAGAGCCUGGGCCGGCGCCUCGGGCCUUGCCAGCGCUGCCCCAAAAAGCUGCCCCCUCUCUGCACCCCCGGCCAGCUGCGCCCAGCCUCGGCUCAGGCUCUGCCCUGCUCUGCCCAGCCCCGAGCCCCGCAGCCGCCCUGGCACGGGGCACUCUCUGGGCUGCAGCCCUGGGCUGA